Messenger RNA from Patiria miniata (bat star), 609 nucleotides. RefSeq lists its product as uncharacterized. The record is from RefSeq and is a predicted model, not a curated record. The transcript has a single exon. Lineage: Eukaryota; Metazoa; Echinodermata; Asteroidea; Valvatida; Asterinidae. The coding region runs from base 1 to 609 and encodes 202 amino acids.
AUGAGGCUGAUGAGAUACAACUGCGAAGCAGAGUACACCCCUGGUAAGGACCUGGUUGUGGCCGAUGCACUUUCGCGAGCUCCUCUCCAGCGAGAUAAAGUGGCCGAACCAGAUGAAGAUCUUGAAGGCGAGAUCGAAGCACAUGUCCACUUGAUCACAACCCAGUGGCCAGCAUCUGAUGCAAAGCUGGUCGAAAUAGCCUUAGAGACCAGUCACGACCGUACCCUGAGUGCAGUCAUCACUCACGUCAAAGAUGGAUGGCCUAAGUACCAGAAGGAUGUCGACCCAGAGUUGAAACGGUUCUGGGAUGACCAAGACAAGAUCAGCCUAGUCGGUGGUAUCCUCACAUAUGGUGAGCGCAUUGUGAUUCCACACGACCUGAGACAACAAAUGUUGCAGAGAAUCCAUGAGGGUCAUCAAGGCGUCUCAAAAAGCCAACUUCGAGCCAAUCAAGCCUUGUGGUGGCCUGGUAUGAGUACUGACAUAGCCCAGUAUGUCCAGUCUUGCCCGCAUUGCCAGGAUAUGCAACCAUCGCAACGCGCCGAACCACUCAUUUCCACGCCACUCCCACGACUACAGAGACCAUGGCAGCAAUUGCCUGCUACCUAG